AUGAGUUCAAUGAACAAAGCCGCGAGAGCAUCCUUGGCUAAGGAGACCAUCAAUAUACAAAUCCCGAAUAUCCUUUCUUUGAAUGCUCGGGCGCGGAAGGGAGUCAGCCAAGCUCGUCAGAUCCUAGGCACGAUUGACUUGCCCAAACUUCCCACUAAAACAAUGAAACACGAACAACAGAAGUCAUUGCAGAUCACACUUCGGCAUGUUGACACGUUGGAGGCUGCUCAUGGCCUACGACAAGAGAAAGGCAAAAGUCGGAUUGCUGUUCUCAACAUGGCUUCUCCUCUAAAUCCUGGAGGCGGUGUCCUUCGAGGCGCCAGAGCACAAGAAGAGAGUCUUUGUCUGCGUUCGACACUAUAUCCCAGUCUGCGACAAGAAUGGUAUCGUCACAAACCAGACGCUAUUAUCUAUACGCCUGAUGUUCUCGUCUUCAAGUCUACAGGUCAUAUGCGGGAUAUGCUAAAGCCUGAAGAGCAGUUCUAUGUCGACGUCAUCUCGGCUGCCGCGCCUAGACAUCCCGAGGUUGUAGUCUCAAAUGAUGGCGUACAAAGUUACAGCGAUCCGAAGGACGAGGAAAUGAUGGCUUUGAAGAUCAAGUACAUCAUGCGUACAGCCGCAAAGAUGUCGGCAACACAUGUCGUUCUCGGCGCGCUCGGGUGUGGCGCGUACCACAACCCGAUCAAGAAGGUUGCCUCGAUCAUGCGCCGUGUAUUGCUCGGAACGCCACGCAGCAAGGGGCCGGAAGAAGAUUGGGAAGCUGCUGGUAUCAAAGAAGUGGUUUUUGCAAUUCUUGAUGAGACCAGGGAGCAGACGGUUUGGAAUGGAUUUGUUGAAGAGUUUAGAGGUCAUGAUGGAGUUGUCAUUGAAGACCCUCCACAGUCUUCUAUUCUAGACCAGCCAAGAAGUUCUACAUAAUUCCAUUGAUAGAGAGGACUUUUUUAGCGGGAGCAGGAGUACAUUGUUGGGGCUACCAGAGUAUAUACAUAUAUACAUCCAUCU
This is a messenger RNA of Exophiala mesophila, 1002 nucleotides long. RefSeq lists its product as uncharacterized. The record is from RefSeq and is a predicted model, not a curated record. Lineage: Eukaryota; Fungi; Ascomycota; Eurotiomycetes; Chaetothyriales; Herpotrichiellaceae. Bases 1 to 918 code for a protein of 305 amino acids. The transcript has a single exon.